Messenger RNA from Hansenula anomala, 1014 nucleotides. It is a transcript of the gene STS1, whose product is annotated as Sts1p. Gene Ontology annotation, biological process: nuclear protein quality control by the ubiquitin-proteasome system; proteasome localization. The transcript has a single exon. The record is from RefSeq and is a predicted model, not a curated record. Lineage: Eukaryota; Fungi; Ascomycota; Saccharomycetes; Phaffomycetales; Wickerhamomycetaceae. Gene Ontology annotation, cellular component: nucleus. The coding region runs from base 1 to 1014 and encodes 337 amino acids.
AUGAGUUCAGUAUUGCCAUCAUCCUUCUCUUGGGGGUUUGAUCCAAAAAUAGAGGACAAUUCACAACAAAAUGAACAGUCAUCAAAAGAUAGCUCAAGACAGCACAGAAUAAACCAAGAAAUUUUAGCUAAUCUACAAUCAUCAAUGGGAACUCCAAUGAAGAGUAAAAGAAAACAUCAAGAUGAAGAACAAGAAGUUACACCAAGAAAGAAUGUUCAUAAUCUUAGAAAAGUUGAUAAAUUCCGUGUUUCAAAGAAAGAAGUUUCACAUAAAAGAAGCAGAGUUCAAAGAAUUAUUGGUCAACCAUUACCUACAAAUAGAAUUAUAGAAGUUUUGGAUAAAAAAAAUUUACAACAUUUGUUAACAAAUUUAAUAAACCUACAUCCAGAAAUAACUCAUGAUGUUUACCGUUGUGCCCCAAAACCAACAGUUUCUGGCUCUAUUGAAGUUUUAUCAAACAAGAUUGAUGUGAUCAUAAAUAAUCUACCUUAUAAGGUUGAUGCUUCUUCAGAAUAUUCAUAUAUGAGAGUUAAACCACUUAUUGAGGAUUUUUUGAAUGCUUUAUCAGAUUAUACAUUACAUUUUCUUCCUCCAGUGGAAACUCAACCUUCAAACUCUUUGGAUUUUUUAGACCAAGCUACAGAUUUAUUACACAAAUUACCAAAUUUCACAAAACUAUCAAACAACUAUUUUAAAGAAUUGGCGUAUGAACAACUUUCACAUACCUGGUGUAUUUGUUUGAAAGAGUUCAUCAAGAACCCAAGCACAACUAAUAAUGCUGGUCUUUUACUAUUAAUUAAUAAUAAUUGGGAAAUGAAAUUAAAAAAACAUAAUGAAGAAUCAAAUAACAAAUUGGAAUCAGUGGUUGAAUUUUUCAAAGAUGAAAUCAGUUGGCUUGAUGACGAAUUGAAUGAAAAAGAUGGUCCGUCAAAAUUGGCUAAUUUGAAUAAUUUCAGCCCACAUAACAGUCCAUUACAUGGUUUCAAAACAAACUUGCUGGACAAUUUCAGAUAG